UCGGCUGAGCUGCCUGCCUCGCUGGCAAGACCAGUUGCCUGCCGGCAAGUGUUGGCCCAUGCAUGCCCCACCAAAAUUUCCAACACCGCGGGGCAGCUGUUUGAUGCAUUGAGCCUUCAGAUCACAAGCAUCAAGUUCACUUUCAUACUCUUACAUCUUACCACCAAAACCAGCCCUUCAAGCAGCGCACGCCGUCUAUUCUUGAAUCAUUUCAAAUUGCAGUACAACCCACUCUACACUUCUCAACAACCAACACAUCAAUUCACCAUGUCCGCCACACCCUUCGACGAAGAUGACGACCCCAUCAUGGCCGAGUACAACCUCUUCGUCAAGCCCCCCCUUCCCGAAAACCGCAAGCUCGUCCUCCUUCAGUUCUUCAACAAGACCGCCACCGACCCUUCCACCCUCCGCAUCCCCCACAUCAUCGGAAUGCGCCACAAGCCCGAGUCUGGUUUCUACGAGGUAGACCUCCCAAUGGACAUCAACACGGCCUACGAUCGCAACAAAGGCGUAGAGAUGGGCACCGCCCUCACCAAGUCUCUCGAGGCGAAAAAGGGCGGCACGCACGGUUUGGCGGGUGGAUUCAGCUCCGUAGGUCCCGCCGCGACAGCAGCAAGCAGAGGUCGGAGGAUGGCCCCUGGUGAGGAGGAACCGCCACGGAUGAACUUCGAGGAGGCCGCGAGGAAGAACAUGGUGCUCAAGACGCAGACGCUGAGCGGGCAUCGCGUUGCGAACGAAAACGUACCUCACAGUUAUGUUGGUGUCUUCAAGGGCAGUAAGUUCACCUUCCUCACUCUUUACCCAUUCCCACUGUCCUCUUACUGA
This is a messenger RNA of Podospora anserina S mat+, 825 nucleotides long. RefSeq lists its product as uncharacterized. The annotation marks the transcript as partial. The transcript has a single exon. The record is from RefSeq and is a predicted model, not a curated record. Gene Ontology annotation, cellular component: RNA polymerase III complex; nucleus. Lineage: Eukaryota; Fungi; Ascomycota; Sordariomycetes; Sordariales; Podosporaceae. Gene Ontology annotation, biological process: DNA-templated transcription.